GGCGUGACAUCCCUAUAUAUAUAAAUCCCCGCGCUGACAACGUAUUACGACCAAAUACCGUUCUAGUCAUGUUACUGAAAGAGGUUAUUACUUUUGCAUGUGCAAUAUUCUCUUGUACAACAGGAGCUACCCAGGUGAUCACUGCAGAUUAUGCAGAAUGCCCUCCAAAGCCUCACUGUUCUAACUCAGGCUCACCCAACUGCCGGGCAUCUCUCGUGUACGAAAAAAUAGGAACAAACGUGUGUGCCGUCAGAUGCGAAACUAAGUGCGACAGCCGGUGCCCGCCUCUACCCCAAUGUCCAGAACCCAGAGAAGGCUGCAGCCCAAUGUACAAGUACUCUCACAUCAGAUCAGACAAGGUCUGUCCAACAAGAUGUGAACUCAAGUGCGAGUGCCCCGUCCCCCCUACCUGCCCUCCUGCCCCAUCGGCAGACUGUGUUACUAUAAAUAGAAAUAAGAUUAUCGACAACACGGAAUGUCCGUUCGGAUGCAUUCACCAGUGUUGUAAAAAGGAGGUCAAAUGUCCCAAGCCAGACCCGGCUAAUCCUUAUUGUGUCUCCACAUACACACAGUACAAGACAAUCAAUGGAAAGAAGUGUCCAAUCAGCUGUUUCUGUGUACCUGAUGUUUCAGUCGCCACAUUUAAGAAACGAUAAAGUACGAACCUCAUGAAGGCGGAUUUCUCUUGCUGUUGCUGUAUUCAUUGAAAUUAUAGGGCUAAUAUUUAAUUGAUAAAUAAAGAAUUGAAAUAUCUAA
Magallana angulata is the source of this 756-nucleotide messenger RNA. RefSeq lists its product as uncharacterized. The transcript is spliced from 3 exons. The record is from RefSeq and is a predicted model, not a curated record. The coding region runs from base 69 to 656 and encodes 195 amino acids. Lineage: Eukaryota; Metazoa; Mollusca; Bivalvia; Ostreida; Ostreidae.